AUGUCUUCGUCAUCGUCGUCUGAUGAUUCUGAUGAAGAUAUGAUUCUUCAAAUUUUAAUAAAUCUUCCAAGACCAAGGCUGUUUAGGGAUAGGUCUAAUCCGUUGCAGGACUAUGACGACUUGGACUUCAAAUUGUCGAAAGAAACAUUUAUGAUACUUUUGCAUAUGAUCGGUGACUCUAUUAAACAUAAGACAAAUAGAAGUUCAUCUCUAUCACCUGUACUUCAACUUUUGAUUGCUUUGCGUUACUAUGCAACUGGAGCAUUCCAAAUGGUGUUAGGUGAUCAUAUUCAGGUUCAUAAAUCUACUGUUUGUAGAGUUAUUAAAACAGUGUCCAUAGAAAUUGCUCGAUUACGUCCACACUUUAUCCAAUUCCCUAGUAAUGUUGCAGAGCAACAAAAAGUCCAGUUAGGAUUUUUUAGAUUACAUCAAUUUCCUCGUGUUAUUGGUGCACUAGAUUGUUCGCAUAUCAGAAUACAAUCACCUAAAAGUGAUAUCGGCGAGCAGUUCCGUAAUCGUAAAGAGUAUUUCUCUUUCAAUGUCCAAGCAAUAUGUGAUAGCAAUUUAAAAAUAUUGGAUAUUGUAGCGAGAUGGCCUGGAUCUGUCCACGAUAGUACUAUUUUUGAUAAUAGUUUUAUACGAGCAAAAUUUGAAAAUAAUGAGUUUGGAAAUUCUUAUUUGCUUGGUGAUGGAGGUUAUCCUUGUCGAAAUUAUCUCCUAACUCCUUUAUUGAAUCCAAGAACUGACGCAGAACGCAAAUAUCAAAAAGCUCAAAUUGGUUCAAGGAAUGUGGUGGAAAGAUUGUUUGGGGUUUUAAAGAGAAGAUUUCCUGUUCUAGCAGUUGGAGUUCGUACAAAACUAAGUACUACUAUGGCUACUAUCGUUGCUACGGCAGUUCUUUAUAAUUUUCUUCUAAAAGAAAAAGAUGAGAUACCUCCAGAAUUUGAUAAUCAUGUAAUUGAUAUUGAAUUACUUCAAGAGAUACCAACUUUGCCCAUUCAUCAGUUAGGAAAUGCUGAAAGAUCACAUUUAAUAAAUACUGUGUUUUCUUGA
Aphis gossypii (cotton aphid) is the source of this 1053-nucleotide messenger RNA. RefSeq names its product putative nuclease HARBI1. NCBI's taxonomy places the organism in Eukaryota, Metazoa, Arthropoda, Insecta, Hemiptera, Aphididae. The coding region runs from base 1 to 1053 and encodes 350 amino acids. The record is from RefSeq and is a predicted model, not a curated record. The transcript has 5 exons.